ACACACAGCAGGACAAACACCGUUUCUCUUAACCGUCUGCACUGUGUGGCCUUGGCCGCUGCCUUUACCAACUGGCUGUUUGCAACCGAAAUCGCAGGCCGGGUGAUAGCCACUUUCUCCUGCUCCGGAGAAAAGGAGGUCAAUUUGGCUGUUGAAGAUGCAAAGGCUGCCUUCAAAAUAUGGCGUCAGAAGUCGGGCCUGGAGCGAGGCCGGAUCCUCCUGGAGGCCGCCAGGAUCAUCAGGGAACGGACGGAUGAGAUCGCCACCGUGGAGAGCAUCAACAACGGCAAGUCCAUCUUGGAGGCCCGCCUGGACAUCGACACCUCCUGGCAGUGCCUGGAGUACUACGCGGGCCUGGCGGGGUCCAUGGCCGGCGAGCAUAUCCAGCUCCCAGGCGGGUCCUUCGGUUACACCCGACGAGAGCCGCUGGGCGUGUGCGUGGGCAUAGGAGCCUGGAACUACCCCUUUCAGAUCGCCUCCUGGAAGUCGGCCCCCGCGUUAGCUUGUGGAAACGCCAUGGUCUUCAAGCCGUCCCCCUUCACGCCCGUGACUGCGCUGCUGCUGGCCGAGAUCUACACGGAGGCAGGGGCGCCUCCUGGCCUCUUCAAUGUGGUGCAAGGGGGGGGCGCCACGGGCCAGCUUCUGUGUCAGCAUCGCGACGUGGCCAAGGUCUCCUUCACUGGGAGUGUGCCCACUGGCACCAAGAUCAUGGAGGCGGCGGCGAAAGGAAUCAAACCCGUCACUUUGGAACUCGGAGGCAAGUCUCCCCUGAUCAUCUUCGCCGACUGCAACCUGGAGAACGCGGUGAAGGGGGCGCUGAUGGCCAACUUCCUCACGCAGGGCGAGGUUUGCUGUAAUGGCACAAGAGUGUUUGUGCAAAAGGAGAUUCUUGAUAAAUUCACAGAGCAAGUGGUGCAACAGACCCAGAGGAUAAAAAUUGGAGACCCCCUUCUGGAAGGCACCAGGAUGGGCCCCCUCAUCAACCGGCCACACCUGGAGCGAGUCCUCGGGUUUGUGAAAGGGGCCAAGGAGCAGGGGGCUAAGGUGUUGUGUGGGGGAGACCCUUACGUACCUGAAGAUCCCAAGCUAAAGGAUGGAUAUUUCAUGAGACCGUGUGUUUUGGGUAACUGCAGGGAUGACAUGACCUGCGUGAAGGAAGAGAUCUUCGGGCCCGUUAUGUCCAUUCUGUCGUUUGACACCGAAGCAGAGGUUCUGGAAAGAGCCAACAAUACCGCUUUUGGACUAGCCGCCGGCGUCUUCACCAGGGACCUCCAGCGCGCUCACCGCGUGGUGGCCGAGCUGCAGGCCGGCGUGUGCUUCAUCAACAACUACAACGUCAGCCCCGUGGAGCUGCCCUUCGGCGGCUAUAAGAAGUCAGGGUUUGGCAGAGAGAACGGCCGGGUGACCAUUGAGCAUUAUUCACAGCUGAAGACGGUGUGUGUGGAGAUGGGUGACGUGGAGUCCGCUUUCUGAAAGGCGGCCGUGAACCCCGUGGACGUGCCAGGGUGAGCCCGUGAGACCGGAGGAGGCCUCACGGCACCGAUGCGUCCCGGACGCGGUCGCAUGGGUCCGCGCCUGGCUCAGCGUCACUCUCGUCACUCAGGCAUCUUCCCUAAGGCUUGCACAAGUGCCUUGGUUCUAAUGGAGAAGCAGUGAGUUCCCGCAGCGGGGACUCAGUGCCAUCCUGAACCGCCAAACCCCUCCUGGAGACGGACCAGCGCUGUGCCUCCGACCCCUGCCCUCUGCUCUCUCGCUUGCCUGGAAGAAGGUGUUCCUUUUAGGUUCCGUGGACCCACGGCAGGUGCUGUUGGCUCCGGGCUGCCUUAAGCUCUGGCUCCUUGUCAUUCUACUGAAAGCUGACGAUUGGGAAGGGAGGGGACUAGGUACUGGGCGGGUCAGCGGUGAACGGUAACUGCAGAGAAAGGUUUUGUUUCUGCGGGGCUGCGGGAAAGGACACGUCCUCUGCUUUGAACUGCAGCUUGCUGUCUGGACGUAGUGGUUCCCCAUUAAAUGUACAAAUUAUUUGCACGUGUCCUAGAGCCAAAUAAAUCACACUGUUCAUCCUUC
Molecule: messenger RNA, 2067 nt
Organism: Myotis brandtii (Brandt's bat)
Lineage: Eukaryota; Metazoa; Chordata; Mammalia; Chiroptera; Vespertilionidae
Gene: ALDH9A1
Product: aldehyde dehydrogenase 9 family, member A1
Exons: 11
Molecular function (GO): 4-trimethylammoniobutyraldehyde dehydrogenase (NAD+) activity; aminobutyraldehyde dehydrogenase (NAD+) activity
Source: RefSeq, a predicted model, not a curated record